GUAUAGCAGAUGAGACGACCUCCUAUAGGCAAUCCGGUAGGGUUAGAAACCGUCACUAGCCGGUCACUCAUCCCGCUAGGUAUAUAAUCUCCCACCCACACUUCCGAUCAAUGUUUCUUCACUCUUUUGCAUAGGGAAAAGAAGAAUGGUGCAUUCUUCACCAAGUUCUGGAAUCUUCUUUGAAGGGGAUGAGCAGCCUCAAGCUGUAAGAAAUUCACAUUUAAGCGCGUAUGUGAAUCCGAAUUUAGUUUCUCAGAAUAUGUACCCGAACAUGGUUCCGGUGUCUGGGGAGCUGAGUAAUCCGGUUAUGGAUAAUAUGGGUGGAUCCGGGCCUGGUUCGUUGGUUACAGAUGCUAACUCGGGGCUUUCGGGGGGUACUCCAUCUUUCAAACAAAGUGCGAGUAUCAACACGGAAUCUUAUGUACGGUUUCCUGCGUCACCGUUAUCGUUUAAUUCUAAUAAUAUUAGUAUUUCCGGGUCGACUGUUAUAGACGGGCCGUCUAGUCAACAGGGUCUUCAACAAGGAGGUUCUACUGCCACAUCGUUGCCUAAUCCAAGAGUUGGGCCGAGUUCAAUGUUUCACGGGUCGCAUGAUAACGCAUAUCAUUUGCAAAAGAAGCCUCGGAUUGAUAUCAAGCAGGAAGAUAUCUUGCAGCAGCAAACUUUGAGACAGAUGUUGCAAAGACAGGAGUCAAUGCAGUUGCAAAGCCCGAAUCACCAGUUGCAAGCUUUGUAUCAGCAACAACAGUUGCUGCAGUCGUUGCCACCUGUGCAGCGGGCUCACUUGCUUCAGCAGCAGAUGCUGCAUUCUAGGCAAAAUGUUCAACAACCUGCUGCUGCAGUCAACCGACCCUAUGAUAGUGGCGUGUGUUCACGAAGACUGAUGCAAUACUUGUAUCAUCAGCGUCAACGUCCAGCUGAUAUAACUUACUGGCGGAAGUUUGUGGCGGAGUAUUAUUCUCCACGUGCGAAACAAAGGUGGUGCUUGUCUGUACAUAAUAAUGUUGGGCAUCACCCGUUAGGUGCAUUUCCUCCUGCAACGACAGAUCUAUGGCAGUGUAGCAUCUGUGGGUCAAAAUCCGGAAGAGGAUUUGAGGCGGCAUUUGAAGUAUUGCCUAGGCUUAAUGAAAUCAAAUUUGGUAGUGGUGUGAUCGACGAGCUAUGGUUUCUGGACUUGCCUCGGGAAUGUAGAUUUGCGUCUGGAAUCAUGAUGUUGGAAUAUGGAAAAGCAAUUCAAGAAAGUGUUUACGAGCAACUACAUGUGGUUCAUGAAGGCCGGCUUAAAGUUAUUUUCACCCCUGAUUUAAAGAUACUAAGUUGGGAAUUCUGUUCACGCCGCCAUGAGGAGCUUCUUCCUCGCAGACUAGUUGCUCCGCAGGUGAAUCAGUUGUUAGAAGUUGCUCAGAAAUGGCAGUCUACUAUCGCUGAAAGUGGGUCAGGUGGGGUUUCCCAGCAAGAUUUGCAGACAAGCAGCAAUAUGCUUGUCACAGCUGGGCGGCAGCUUGCCAGGAGCUUGGACUUACAGUCGUUAAACGAUUUAGGAUUUACUAAAAGAUAUGUGAGGUCCUUGCAGAUUGCUGAAGUUGUCAAUAGCAUGAAAGACUUGAUGGAUUUCACCCAACAAACCAAUAUCGGCCCCAUUGAGGCCCUGAGAAGGUUCCCUAGACAGACAAGUGUAACUAAAUUGCAGAUGUCGGAUAGUCGUGGCGUCAUCAUCCCAAAUGACAGAAAUGCCCUCGGUGGUCUUGUUGGAUUACAGCCGGGGGUUAUCAGCGCAAUGAACAAUAAUUUUCAACUGGGUAGCCGAGGAGCGCUUGCACAUUCAAAUUACCAGAAUACCCUGUUGAGACAAAACUCGAUGAAUUCAAACUCCUCUUUUAAUAACUCCAUUCAGAACAGAUCUCCGAUUCAAGGUCAGCCGUUGCAGAUUAACAGCAGCAGUAUUCCAGUUGGGUAUCAGCGGUUUUCGAGUGGCGUAUUCCAAGCCCAGCAGAACAACCAGCAAUCGUCUUCUCAAGGUGGUGGUCAGGUGGCACAACAUCACAUGAUUCAGCAAGUGCUCAAGGGUAUGACCGAUGGAGGGGCGAAACCGAAACCGUCUAUCUCAGGACAGAGUGGUGGUGGUGGUGGUCCAACCAGAAGCAACAGUUUUAAAGCCGGAUCAGGUUCACAUAGCGACUCUUGUGCGGCAGGUGGUGGUGACAAAUCAGCUGAUCUGCCUCAUGUAUCAGACAUUUUCCAGGAUAUAGCCAGUGAGUUUUUUAACAAUGAAACUGAAGACGGUUUGGGGUAUGGGUGGAAAGCAUGACCCGACCCGACCCGUGAACGAUGAACAUGGGAACUUGGUUUUGAGAAUGUUUGGUUGUAUAGUUUUUUUUUCGUUUUUAACUGUUGAGCUAUGGAUGGAGUUGGUGGUUAUGUGGGCUUGUGUUUUCAUGGUGAAUGGCUGAAUGCAAAUGCAAUCUAUGAGUUUGAGUUUC
Molecule: messenger RNA, 2480 nt
Organism: Helianthus annuus (common sunflower)
Lineage: Eukaryota; Viridiplantae; Streptophyta; Magnoliopsida; Asterales; Asteraceae
Product: probable transcriptional regulator SLK2
Exons: 10
Coding region: 146-2308 (720 amino acids)
Biological process (GO): negative regulation of transcription by RNA polymerase II; positive regulation of transcription by RNA polymerase II
Cellular component (GO): transcription regulator complex; nucleus
Source: RefSeq, a predicted model, not a curated record